This is a messenger RNA of Colias croceus (clouded yellow), 555 nucleotides long. It is a transcript of the gene CPR2, whose product is annotated as larval cuticle protein LCP-17-like. The record is from RefSeq and is a predicted model, not a curated record. The transcript is spliced from 4 exons. NCBI's taxonomy places the organism in Eukaryota, Metazoa, Arthropoda, Insecta, Lepidoptera, Pieridae. Gene Ontology annotation, cellular component: chitin-based extracellular matrix. Gene Ontology annotation, molecular function: structural constituent of chitin-based larval cuticle. The coding region runs from base 105 to 494 and encodes 129 amino acids.
GUGCCCUGAAAUACAUCGAGGCGCACCCACCUCCAGUCCAGAAGCCCCAAAACUAAUAAGCUCAAUAUCAACGGAAACAGAUAAAAGUUUUUUUUACUAUAAGAAUGAAAUUCAUCAUUGUUCUCGCCGUCUUCGUCGCCUGCGCCAGCGCUGACGUGUCCCACGUCGCCACCGCUGACUACAUUGUGCCCAUCGUCAGGUCCAGCAACGAACAGAAGCCUGAUGGCGGUUUCAACUACGCCUUCGAAACUGGCAACGGUAUCAUCACCCAAGCCGAUGGUGUUGUCAAGAACCCCAACACCGAGGACGCCACUCUCCAAGUCACGGGAAGCGUGAAGUACGUCGCCCCUGACGGUACCCCCGUGGAACUCUCAUACGUCGCCGACCAAGACGGUUACAAACCUGUCGGAAGCCACGUUCCCCAGAUCCCUGAGCUGAUCCUCCGUGCCCAGCAGUACAUCGCCAGCCACCCACCCGUAGUCAAGAAAUUGUAAGACCACAGUAGACCCACACAUCGCAAACCUGAAGAAAUAAAGCAGUUCUAACAUCUUUUUA